Messenger RNA from Daphnia carinata, 1531 nucleotides. RefSeq names its product WASH complex subunit 1-like (gene wash). NCBI's taxonomy places the organism in Eukaryota, Metazoa, Arthropoda, Branchiopoda, Diplostraca, Daphniidae. Bases 55 to 1410 code for a protein of 451 amino acids. Gene Ontology annotation, biological process: retrograde transport, endosome to Golgi; exocytosis; endocytic recycling. Gene Ontology annotation, cellular component: early endosome; WASH complex; recycling endosome. The record is from RefSeq and is a predicted model, not a curated record. Gene Ontology annotation, molecular function: actin binding; gamma-tubulin binding; alpha-tubulin binding. The transcript has 4 exons.
AACAAUGCGAUAGUUCUUAUUUGAAAACAUAUACGACGAAAAUAUUGUAAUGAAAUGGGAGUUUACGAAAUACCUCUAGUGUCGUCUAAUCUCCGGCCGCAAGAAAUGAUCACACAAAUGGCCGACACUUUGGAAUUCUUGGUUCAAGUUUCAAAUGAAAUCUUUGCCCGAGUAACAUCUAGAAUUAUGGAGAGCCGAACGAGAAUCAACAAUAUUCACCAAAGAGUAGAGCUUGCACAGUCUAAAAUUGAUGGAUUGAAAGGCAGCCGCAAAGCAACAAAAGUAUUUUCAAGCUCCAGAUUUCCAGGAAAUUUUCAUGCCAACAGCAAAAGCAUUUUCCAUGGGACUAGUCUGAAGUUGAAUAGAACUACAGUUGACAACAAUCAUACAGAAAUUAUGGUCGAUGGUGACAUGAUAUUUUAUCCAGUACAUCAACAGAAUGGAACACGACAACAAAUAUUAGCACCUCCUGGUUCAGCAUCAGAGCUAUUGAUUUUUAACACAGAAGAUCUUGCCUUUCAAGGACGGUCAUUGUCUGAUAAAUGUUCCAAAUCUACCUUACGAAGGAAACAUGACUCGGAAAUGUCUACAGACACUUCACUUGGUGACGCCCCAUGGUCCAUUAGCCAAAGAGAUCAGCUUGAACGGAGCAACCCUUUGAAUUUUUCAUACAUUCCAGGACUCGGAGAUGUUCCAGAACUGGAUCUCCCUUUGGCGCUUCCAGAUUUACCCGGUGUUGCGGAUGACUUGGCCUAUAACGAGGAUGUUGGUCCGGGUAUCGCUCCCUCGCUAAUUGCGGCCCUUCCCGACUUAUCUCAAUUAACUGAAAACAGCAAAACAACAAACCAUUCUCCUCUUCCUCCUCCACCCCCACCAUUCAUACCUGUUCCUCUUCCAUCAACGAAUUCUCCCUCUCCUGCAGCUCUUACGCCAGCUCCACCCCCUCCGCCACCUCCACCACCACCUCCCGUAAACCUGCCUUCACUCCCAUCGGUUCCAUCUCCUCCUGCCCCGUCGUUGCCUGCAAUCAUUGCAUCUAGUAGCGCUACAACGCCGAGCACGCCUUCGGUGCCAUUGGCAGAUCGCUCCAACUUGAUGGCGGCGAUUCGCGAAGCGGGUGGAGCGAGCAAGUUAAAAUCAUCUGCUCGUGUUAAGCAUACUCAGGCUGUUAAAGAGCAACAACAGCAAAACAGCAGCAGUAAACCAUCAGCUGCCGCAUCCCGCCAAGCUCCUGCAGGAGAUCUGAUGGUAGAUCUUUUUAACAAGCUUUCUAUGCGACGAAAGGGCAUUUCUGGUCAAAAUCAAGAAACAGCAGGGCCGAUGGAACGAAUUUCAGCCAUGAUUCCACCACCGCCACCUCCAGCAGCCGCGAACGUCUCGAGCUCAGAUGAAGUUGAAGAUUGGAAAUGAUAUAUUUUGUUGUUGUUGUUGUUGUUUUGGUUGUGGUUACAAAGAAAUACAAUCUCAAGCCAUGUUUCUCAAAUGACAUAAAAAUGAAUAGGUAAAUAUAGAAAUCGUAAAUUUCAUACAA